AUGUCUAUAGAGAUUGAGCAGCCUUCUUGUGUUGAGCUAUCAAAAGUUGCAGUUUCUGAAACUCAUGGAGAAAACUCUCCAUAUUUUGCUGGUUGGAAGGCUUACGAUGAAGACCCUUAUGAUGAAUCAAAUAACCCAUCAGGAAUCAUACAGAUGGGAUUGGCUGAAAAUCAAGUUUCAUUCGAUUUGCUAGAAGAGUACUUGGAACAACAUUCAGAAGCAUUUAUAUGGGGGAAACGAGCACCUGGUUUUAGAGAAAAUGCCUUGUUUCAAGAUUAUCAUGGACUCAAAUCAUUGAGGCAGGCGAUGACAAGUUUCAUGGAACAAAUAAGAGGCGGAAGGGCGAAAUUUGAUCCUGAUAGAGUCGUCCUCACCGCCGGUGCCACUGCCGCCAAUGAGCUGUUAACCUUCAUUUUGGCUGAUCCUGGCGACGCCUUGCUUGUUCCAACUCCAUACUAUCCAGGAUUUGACAGAGAUUUAAGGUGGAGGACUGGUGUGAAAAUUGUCCCUAUCCAUUGUGACAGCUCAAACAGUUUCCAAAUUACUCAACAAGCAAUGGAAGCUGCAUAUAAAGAAGCAGAAGCCAUGAACACCAAAGUUAGAGGUAUUCUGAUAACCAACCCAUCAAACCCACUAGGAGCAACAAUCCAACGCUCAGUUCUAGAAGAGAUUCUUGAUUUUGCAACCCACAAAAACAUCCAUCUUAUCUCAGAUGAAAUCUACUCCGGCUCAGCUUUCUCCUCUUCCGAAUUUACAAGCAUUGCAGAAAUUCUGGAAUCUCGCCAAUACAAAAAUUCUGAAAGAGUUCAUAUUGUUUAUAGUCUUUCCAAAGAUCUUGGCCUCCCAGGUUUUAGAGUUGGAACAAUAUAUUCGUAUAACGAUAAAGUUGUUGCUACAGCGAGGAGAAUGUCUAGCUUCACUCUUAUUUCCUCUCAAACGCAACAUCUCUUGGCUUCUAUGCUAUCUAACAAGAAAUUUACAGAAAAUUAUAUCAAAACAAACAGAGAGAGACUGAGGAAGAGACACGAAAUGAUUAUUGAAGGAUUGAAGAGAGCUGGGAUUGAGUGUUUGAAAGGCAAUGCAGGGUUAUUUUGCUGGAUGAAUUUAAGCCCAUUGCUGGAGGAACAAAAAAGAGAAGGUGAAUUGGCGCUUUGGGAUUAUAUAGUAAAUGAAGUGAAGCUAAAUAUCUCACCAGGGUCUUCUUGCCAUUGUGCAGAGCCUGGAUGGUUCAGGGUGUGCUUUGCGAACAUGAGCGAGCAGACGCUGGAAAUUGCUUUGAAAAGAAUACAAGAUUUUAUGCAGCAACGAAAGAGAAAGAAAGUUGAUAUCUUCUGA
This is a messenger RNA of Mangifera indica (mango), 1335 nucleotides long. Its product is annotated as 1-aminocyclopropane-1-carboxylate synthase 7-like. Bases 1 to 1335 code for a protein of 444 amino acids. Gene Ontology annotation, biological process: biosynthetic process; amino acid metabolic process. The transcript is spliced from 3 exons. The record is from RefSeq and is a predicted model, not a curated record. NCBI's taxonomy places the organism in Eukaryota, Viridiplantae, Streptophyta, Magnoliopsida, Sapindales, Anacardiaceae. Gene Ontology annotation, molecular function: pyridoxal phosphate binding; transaminase activity.